This is a messenger RNA of Rhinichthys klamathensis goyatoka, 4285 nucleotides long. It is a transcript of the gene rrbp1a, whose product is annotated as ribosome binding protein 1a. Gene Ontology annotation, biological process: protein transport. The coding region runs from base 223 to 4248 and encodes 1341 amino acids. The record is from RefSeq and is a predicted model, not a curated record. NCBI's taxonomy places the organism in Eukaryota, Metazoa, Chordata, Actinopteri, Cypriniformes, Leuciscidae. The transcript is spliced from 28 exons. Gene Ontology annotation, cellular component: endoplasmic reticulum membrane.
GUGGGCCACUGCCGGCGUAUUGCCAGCGCGAGAAAGUGCCACGACUCCACACAGACAUCGACUGACUCCUCAAGCUGGGAAUAAGAUUUUUUUUUGUUUUUUUGUUUUGUUUGUUUUUUGCUGGCGUGGUAAGGCACGAGAUAAUCAUUUCUGUUUAAACUCUUCCUGAAGUUAUUCAUCCAACGGAAAUCUGCCGCGAGAGGAGAAAGGACACUAGCAGUCAUGGACAUCUAUGACCCUCAGACCCUUGGAAUAGUGGUGUUUGGUGGCUUCAUGGUGUUCUCAGCUAUUGGGAUUGCACUGGUCUCAACAUUUUCCAUGAAGGAGACAUCCUACGAAGAAGCUAUAGCCAAGCAGCGGAAGGAGCAAGGGAAGACCCAAUCUAAUCAACGAUCAGACAAAAAGAAAAAGGACAAGGCAGCAGAGAAGAAAAUUCGUGGUAAGAAAAAGGAUGAUAAGCCCAACGGGAAGCUCCUGGUGUCAGAGACCACCCCUGAGGUCACAGAAGUACUAGCCGAGCCCAGUCCUCUAAUUCUUCCAGCCCCUGAACAAGUUGCUGCACCAGCACCUAAACAAGAUGCCCCAGCUCGGUCCCCCCAACCCAACUUUUCUCAACCCGCUCCACCAGCCCAGAAGUCAGCUCCUCCUGCCCAAAAGUCUUCUCCAGCUCCUCCUGCUCAGAAGUCCUCUCCAGCUCCUCCUGCCCAGAAAUCCUCUCCAGCUCCUCCUGCUCAGAAGUCCUCUCCAGCUCCUCCUGCCCAGAAAUCCUCUCCAGCUCCUCCUGCUCAGAAAACCUCUCAAGCUCCUCCUGUCCAGAAAACUUCUCAAGCUCCUCCUGCCCAGAAAACCUCUCAAGCUCCUCCUGCUCAGAAACCCUCUCAAGCUCCUCCUGCCCAGAAACCCUCUCCAGCUCCUCCUGCUCAGAAACCCUCUCCAGCUCCUCCUGCUCAGAAACCCUCUCCAGCUCCUCCUGCCCAGAAACCCUCUCCAGCUCCUCCUUCCCAGAAACCCUCUCCAGCUCCUCCUGCCCAGAAACCCUCUCCAGCUCCUCCUGCCCAGAAACCCUCUCCAGCUCCUCCUGCUCAGACACCCUCUCCAGCUCCUCCUGCUCAGAAACCCUCUCCAGCUCCUCCUGCCCAGAAACCCUCUCAAGCUCCUCCUCAGAAACCCUCUCAAGUUCCUCCUGCCCAGAAAUCCACUUCACCUGCCCCAGCCCAAAAGUCCGUUCCAGCUGCCCCUUCACAGAAGUCUGCUUCAAAUGCUCCAGCCCAGAAAGCUGCCCCACCUGUCCCCGCACAAAAAUCUGCACAAGCCCAAAAGGCUGUUGCAAAUGCUCCAGCUCAGAAAUCCUCUCUACCUGCACCAUCCCAGAAGUCUGCUUCAAAUUCUCCAGCCCUGAAAUCUUCUCCACCGGCCCAGAAUGCUGCUCCACCCACCCAAGCCCAGAAAUCCACUCCACCUGAACAAAAACCCAGUACACCUGCCCCGGCCCCUUCCCAAAAGGCUGCUACAGGUGCUACUGCAUCCCAUCCUACUCCUGAAGAUGCCCAACCUGCCCCAUCUCCUAAGGAGAAGAGAAAAAGGAAAGUCAAAGCAGAGUCUGCUUCUGCUGAGGUUCAGCCCAAAUCAGUGGCUCCAUUGGAGAUGGUUACCAAAAAGGUUCCUGUUAUGGCAGUGCCUCCAGUGGGCACUCCAAAAGCUGCUGCAGUGACUGCUUUGCCGGCCAAAGCAGAAGAGCCCAAACAGGAUGCUCCACCCAAGAAGAAAGCAGGAUCCAAGAAAAAGGCAGAGCCAGCGAUGGCUGCAGACCCCGCAGACAGCCCACUGUUCCUGCCCUAUAAGUCUCUGCUUUCCACGGUGAGGAGUAUGGAGUUCACUGAAGUAGAGGCCCAGAAGCUCAUUGAGAUUCUGUCUGAUAAGACUGGAAUUAUUCAAGACACGUGGCACAAGGCAACACAGAAGGGUGAUCCUGUGGUUGUGCUGAAGAAACAGCUGGAGGAACGAGACAAGCAGCUGGCAGCUGAGCAGGAGGACUCAGCAGCUGCUAAAAGCAGACUGAGGGAUUUGAGUAAAGAGCUGUCUGUGGAGAAGUCAAAGGUGGCAUCUGUAGAGACCAGGUUGAGCUCUCAGCUGAGCAAGCGAGAGCAGGACAUUAUCGCCCUGCAAGCACGCAUGCAGGCCAGUUAUCAAGACCACCUCGCUGAGUCUCAGCAGCUCAAUGCCAAAAUCUCGGCUCUCCAGGACCAGUUAGAGAAAGGCCCUAAUGCUCAGCUGGCCCGUCUACAGCAAGAGAACUCCAUCCUCAGAGAUGCGCUUAACCAAGCCACCAGUCAGACGGAGAGCAAACAAAAUGCUGAAUUGGCCAAACUGCAUCAGGACAGCAUUCGGCUCAAUAAGGAACUGGUAGAGAAGAAUGAUGCCUUGCAGGCUGAAGAACAACUCAGGAAAAAUCUGGAGUCUAAAGCUGCCACAGCUGAGAAACAAUUGACCCAGCUGCAGGCGAACUGGAUAAGCAGCGAACAGGCCCUGCAGAAGCAUCUGGAGGAAGUGAGUGAGGAGCUCAGACAGACCCAGAGCAGCAGAAACAGCUUUCAGACACAGCUUGAGCAGAAAGACACCACUGCUCACGCAGAGGCUCAAGCUCGUGUGGCCAGUGUGGAGGCGGAAUUGAAAGAGCGGAGCGAACAGUUGGAGAGUCUGCAAAGCCAGCUGAAACAUAUGCAGGCAGAGAGAGAGCAGCAACUAGAGGCGAGCCAGAACAAAGAACAAAACCACAAUUCAGAGGCUUUCAUGGCUGAACUGGAGCAAGCAAAGAGCAGCCUGAAAGAGAAAGAAAGUAGAGUUUCAACUCUUGAAGAAGAGCUGACCCACCUCAAAAACACCAUCGCCAAUCAGAUGGAUAACACAACAGAGAUGCAGCAACUGCAGCACAGCAUAAAAGAAAAGGAUGAGCAAAUAGCAACUCUUCAGGGAGAACUCCAACAGGUUAAAGAAAAAAGUUCAGACCUCAACACACUUGAAAACACAGAAAUGCUGGAAAAGCUACAAAACAGUUUGAAAGAAAAAGAGUCUCAGGUGGUUUCGUUUGAAGAAAAGAUAAGGCAGUGUAAAGAACAGUACAACACUAAACUGGAAGACAGCACAGCCAAACUGGAGUCACUACAUAAAAGUCUAUCUGAAAAAGAGAGCCUUGUGACAUCACUACAACAGGAAGUGCAGCUGCUCAAUGAACUAAAUCAGUCACAAGGCAAGAGUUACGAGAGUUUGGAGGGCAUGCUGAAAUCUUUUCAGGCCGAGACCAAAGAAGUUCUUCACUCUCUUUUUCCACAAAUCAACAUAGAGACAGCACAGACCAAAUGGCUUCAGGACUUUGCUGUGAAUGUACAAGAGGUGCUAAACCAGAAGCAACAGAGCCAAGAAUCCCAGCUAAGCACAGAGAUGGAGGAGUUAAUGGGGAAACUACAGGCAGCCCAGGAGAGUCAGUGCACACUACAGUCUGAGUGUGAACAGUACAGGAGCGUACUGGCUGAGACGGAGGGGAUGCUGAAAACACUUCAGAAGAGUGUAGAGGAGGAGGAGACGGUGUGGAGGACCCAGAUAAUUGAGUCAGAGGACAAACGGAAGAUGCUGGAGGAGAAAGUGUUGCUGCUUGAGGCCCAGGUGGAGAAACAGCAGUCAGCUUCCACUGACAGCCAGAGCCAAUCUGAAGAGAUGACGCACUUGAAGCAGGUUUUAGCAGAAUCUGAAAGACAGCUGAGUGUGGCCAUGAUGGAGGCACACAAACAGAGGGAGGAACUUUCACAGGUCAGGCAGCAACUGAGUGACGUGACAAAGCGAGCUCAGGGAGUGGUGGAGAAUGGGCAGCCUGAAGCAGAGGAGUGUCAGGUCCAGGCUCAGCUGGAACAGACAUUGGAAAAACUGCAGGGUGAACAGACUCUAAACCAGCAGCUCUCUGCAGAAGUGGAGCAGGCUCAGGAGGCCCUCAAAAGACAGCUUCAGAGCCAUCUAGAACAGAUGAAGGCAGCUGAAGACACUGCAGUCAUGGGUGAUGUUGUUCAGCUGAAGGAGUGUCUAGAGAAGGAGCGAAAGAUGACCAAAGAUUUGGGCCAGGCAGCCACCAAACUCCAGCAGCUUCUGAGAAACAGUCAGGACCAACUUGCUAAAGAGAAAGAGAAAGUCAUAACCCUGCAGGAUCAAUUGCAAGACAAGGAGGGUGAUGGAGAGCUGAAGCAAGGCACUUCUGUUUGAGGUGGAAAACAAAAAUUGUUUGCCAAAAAUUGCCUUA